UUUGACCUUUCAUAGGUCUUGUAUGCUCACGUGACCUAUCAAACAGAGUUAAGAAAUACGAAUAGCCCGCGAAAUUUUUAUUAUUUCUUGAUUUCUAGUUGCGUUGUGAAGUGCUGAAGAAGCUCUUACUUUUGAGAUGGCUCGUACGAAGCAGACUGCAAGGAAAAGUACUGGAGGUAAAGCUCCUAGGAAACAGUUAGCUACUAAGGCUGCGAGGAAAAGCGCACCAGCUACCGGUGGUGUUAAAAAACCUCAUCGUUACAGGCCUGGUACUGUUGCUCUCAGGGAGAUUCGUCGUUAUCAGAAAUCAACAGAAUUGCUGAUCCGCAAAUUGCCUUUCCAACGUUUAGUCAGGGAAAUUGCACAAGACUUUAAGACCGAUCUUCGAUUCCAGAGCUCAGCGGUUAUGGCUCUUCAGGAAGCCAGUGAAGCUUACCUGGUAGGAUUAUUUGAAGAUACCAACUUGUGCGCUAUCCAUGCCAAGAGAGUGACUAUAAUGCCGAAAGACAUUCAGCUGGCUCGUCGUAUUCGUGGCGAACCCUCUACGACCAUAGCUGAAACUUUAGGAUGUGAUGGUAUCGUCUUCGGUUUCUUACUCGCUGAUUUCUUCGCCUUCUUUGGCGUAGCAGCAGCAGGUGAAGAUGAAACGGUCUCUUCGGUUGACAUUGUUAGGCCUCCGAACGAACGAACUAACUGUCCGAUGGUAAAUAUCGAAAUGAGGGUACCCCAAUAUGUUGCUGAAGAAGCUCUUACUUUUGAGAUGGCUCGUACGAAGCAGACUGCAAGGAAAAGUACUGGAGGUAAAGCUCCUAGGAAACAGUUAGCUACUAAGGCUGCGAGGAAAAGCGCACCAGCUACCGGUGGUGUUAAAAAACCUCAUCGUUACAGGCCUGGUACUGUUGCUCUCAGGGAGAUUCGUCGUUAUCAGAAAUCAACAGAAUUGCUGAUCCGCAAAUUGCCUUUCCAACGUUUAGUCAGGGAAAUUGCACAAGACUUUAAGACCGAUCUUCGAUUCCAGAGCUCAGCGGUUAUGGCUCUUCAGGAAGCCAGUGAAGCUUACCUGGUAGGAUUAUUUGAAGAUACCAACUUGUGCGCUAUCCAUGCCAAGAGAGUGACUAUAAUGCCGAAAGACAUUCAGCUGGCUCGUCGUAUUCGUGGCGAACGCGCUUAAGUGACAUUUUGUUUUUAAAAAAAGGCCCUUUUCAGGGCCAUACAAAUAAUGUAAUAAGUUAUGUUACAAUAAUUGCUUCCUUUUAUUCCCUGCCUUUUUUUCCCCCAUUAAAAUUUUCUACUCAUUCGAAAAUCUUCCCUCUUUUCAUUAAAUAUUUAUGAGUUAUUAAAAUUGAAUGCGCACAUUCAAGUCUGCCAAAUUUUUAUUUCGAAAUCAUCACUUUAUAAAGAUUUCUUUCCUCUGACAGCAAUUAUUGUAACUGAGCUUAUUAAAUAAUUUGUAUGGCGCUUAAAAGUAUUUAUUCUUUGCAAAGUAUGCAUAUCCAAUCACUUUAAUUCCGUUAGGAACUUAAUAUUCGAAAUCUUUUUCACAUGAAUAAUCUACGGAUAGAUGGCACCACUUACAAGAUGUGUUUUAAAACAUUGUUUAUAUACGAUUAAAAUAUGAAUUUUUGGGAGACAUUUAAUUUUAAUUCCUUUAAGUUCCUCCUUAAAUAUUUGCAUCAUAAUGGAUGCAAAUGUCUGUUACUCUCAACAUUGUAUUAAAAUUAGAUCUUAUAGAACAUAUG
Stegodyphus dumicola is the source of this 1739-nucleotide messenger RNA. RefSeq names its product histone H3. The record is from RefSeq and is a predicted model, not a curated record. NCBI's taxonomy places the organism in Eukaryota, Metazoa, Arthropoda, Arachnida, Araneae, Eresidae. Gene Ontology annotation, cellular component: nucleosome. Gene Ontology annotation, molecular function: protein heterodimerization activity; DNA binding; structural constituent of chromatin.